Messenger RNA from Ziziphus jujuba (common jujube), 2688 nucleotides. Its product is annotated as DEAD-box ATP-dependent RNA helicase 21. Lineage: Eukaryota; Viridiplantae; Streptophyta; Magnoliopsida; Rosales; Rhamnaceae. Gene Ontology annotation, biological process: mRNA splicing, via spliceosome. Bases 144 to 2366 code for a protein of 740 amino acids. The transcript has a single exon. The record is from RefSeq and is a predicted model, not a curated record. Gene Ontology annotation, molecular function: RNA helicase activity; ATP binding; RNA binding. Gene Ontology annotation, cellular component: catalytic step 2 spliceosome.
UCCCGAUUUCUAUAUUCAGCGAGAAAUUGGCCCCAAUCUGCAGUCUCCAAUCCCCAAUCCCCAAUCCCCUCCUGCAAUUAACCAAGCGAGCGAAAGAGAGAGAGAAACAGAAAGAGAAAGAGAUACAAUCUAUCAUCCAAGCCAUGAAACGCGCAAUCGAAGACAUCACCGUCUCUAAAGCGUCGCCGGCUGCAGCCGCCGCCACCAAGAGGCCCGUGUUCCUGACGAAAGCCCAGCGCGAGCAAUUGGCUCUCCAACGUCGUGAAGAGGAAAUCGAAGAGCAGAGGCGCCGCCAACAACUGCUUCUCUCCCAUGCCCGCUCCGAUGCCUCGUCUUCUGAUGCCAACGCCGCAAACAACAAUGAUAACCACCACAAACCACCCACCUCCGAAUCCGACCGCCGCGACAGAGACCGUGAUAAGGAAAAGGAUAGGGAUAGGGAUAGAGAGCGCUCCUCCCGGGAUAAAGAUAGAGAUAGAGAUAGAGAUAGAGAUAGAGAUAGAGAUAGGGAUAGGGAAAGGGAUAGGGAUAGGGAGCGCGACUCCGAUCGUCGAAACAGGGAGAGGGAGCGAGAGGAGGAGGCCAAGGCACGUGAGCGCGCUCGCCUAGAUAAACUGGCGGAGCGAGAGCAGGAGAAAGCCAUCGAAGCCAUAAAAGAGCAGUAUCUGGGUUCCAAGAAGCCCAAGAAGCGGGUCAUCAAGCCCAGCGAGAAAUUCCGCUUCUCUUUCGACUGGGAGAACACCGAGGAUACUUCUCGCGACAUGAAUCUCUUGUACCAAAACCCACACGAGGCCCGCCUCUUGUUUGGGAGAGGCUUCCGUGCCGGCAUGGACCGCCGCGAGCAGAAGAAGCAGGCCGUCAAGAACGACAAGGAUAUCCGCGAGGAGCUGCGCAAGAAGGAGGGCAUCGAGGAGAAGCCCGAGGAAGCUGCCGCCCAGCGGCUCAAGGAAGAAGCUGCUGAUCUCUACGACACCUUCGACAUGAGGGUCGACCGCCAUUGGAGCGAGAAGAAGCUUGAGGAGAUGACCGAGAGGGACUGGCGCAUUUUCAGGGAGGACUUCAAUAUUUCCUACAAGGGCUCCAAGAUUCCUCGCCCCAUGAGGAGCUGGGUUGAGAGCAAAUUGAGUCCCGAGCUUCUCAAGGCCGUCGAGAGAGCUGGCUACAAGAAACCGUCCCCCAUUCAGAUGGCCGCCAUUCCCCUCGGAAUGCAGCAGCGCGACGUCAUCGGGAUUGCCGAGACUGGCUCCGGUAAGACUGCUGCCUUUGUUCUCCCCAUGUUGACCUAUAUUUCCAGAUUGCCUCCCAUGAGCGAAGAGAACGAAGCCGAAGGCCCUUAUGCUGUCGUCAUGGCACCCACCCGUGAACUCGCCCAGCAGAUUGAGGAUGAGACUGUCAAGUUCGCCCACUACUUGGGCAUCAAAGUGGUCUCCAUUGUUGGCGGCCAGUCCAUUGAGGAGCAGGGCUUCAAGAUCCGCCAAGGCUGUGAAGUUGUCAUUGCUACUCCCGGCCGCCUGAUCGAUUGCUUGGAGAGGCGUUAUGCUGUUCUCAAUCAGUGCAACUAUGUUGUUCUUGACGAGGCCGACAGGAUGAUUGAUAUGGGAUUCGAGCCCCAGGUCGUUGGUGUGUUGGAUGCGAUGCCCUCCAGCAACAUGAAGCCGGAGAACGAGGACGAAGAGCUCGAUGAGAAAAAGAUUUACAGAACCACUUAUAUGUUCAGUGCCACCAUGCCCCCUGCUGUGGAGCGCCUUGCCAGGAAGUACCUGCGAAAUCCCGUUGUGGUCACAAUUGGCACCGCUGGAAAAACAACAGACUUGAUCACCCAAAAUGUUAUAAUGACCAGGGAAUCUGAGAAAUUUGGUAGAUUGCAGAGAUUGCUCGAUGAGCUUGGUGAUAAGACUGCUAUAGUGUUUGUGAACACCAAGAAAAAUGCAGAUAGCGUUGCCAAGAAUUUGGACAAGGCAGGUUACAGAGUGACCACUCUGCAUGGUGGGAAAUCUCAGGACCAAAGAGAAAUCAGCCUGGAAGGUUUUAGGACCAAGAGAUAUAAUGUGCUUGUGGCAACAGAUGUUGCAGGACGUGGGAUUGAUAUACCUGAUGUUGCUCACGUGAUUAACUAUGAUAUGCCUGGGAAUAUCGAAAUGUACACUCAUCGUAUUGGACGAACAGGCCGUGCUGGUAAGACUGGAGUUGCCUCAACGUUCUUGACAAUGCAUGACACUGACGUGUUUUAUGAUCUCAAGCAAAUGCUCAUUCAGAGCAAUAGUCCUGUGCCUCAUGAACUGGCAAAACACGAGGCUUCCAAGUUUAAGCCUGGAUCAAUUCCUGAUAGACCACCUAGAAGAAAUGACACUGUGUUUGCUCAUUGACGAUCCGGCAUAUUAUUUUAGCGGCUGAAGCCAUAUGUGCUUGCUUCUUACUUCAAGCAUGGGAUUGAGUUCGCCUUUUUGACGGAUUAGUUCUUCUAGAUUUUUUUCAUGAAUUUCUGCGUAAUUGAGUGACUCAAAAUGGUUGAAAAAUUUUAUACAAUGUUUUCCUUUUAACUAUUUAGGACCUAGAAGUUUAUUUGAUGAUGAUAUUUGCUGGCAGCAUGACAUCUUGAAUAGUUAAAUUUGUCUGUUUUAUGUUGCUGCCAAACUUUUUAUGAUACCAUGCUUAUUACAUCAAGCAAAACAUAAUUAGGAAUGAAUA